CCAAGACAGCUGGAAUAAGCAACCCUGAGACCACUGGAUGCUGAUAGCUGAGAGCCUCCUUGCCCAUCUGCUUCAUCCCUACACCAAGGACACUUGAGUUCACGGUGGAAAUCCUCUUUCCCUGCAGUAGCCCUUACUGUCUCCAGCUCCUUACAAUCAAAGAUGGACAAAGCCUCACCCUUGUGGGCUGAAUCCCUGCCCAGCCCGUGCCACCACUCUGGCCUGUGCUUGAAACUUGAGACUUUCUAAAUCGCUGCUGGAAAAGGCUUUGAUGCCUCUAUCCGGAGCUGGCCUGGUAAAACAGCAUCCCUGGGACCUUUUCUCCUGCUCUCUGAUGUCCUAGUGACUGUUCAAGAGGCAGCCAAGCUGUGGUGCCAGUGGAUUGUGACCACAGGGGAGCUGUGUUGCAUCUGCAAAUCUCUGCUGUGCAUCAAGAGCACAUCUAAGCAGGAAGCAUCUGGAUCACUCCAUCCCUGCGUCUCCUGCUUCCCUUCCUCCCAGAGACACUGCAGAGACUGAAGAGCUGGAGAGGACCCCGCAGAGGUUUGGAGGUGCACCGUGAUGGUGGGAGCCAUUCCACGGCAGCCACGCCGCUUCUGGGGGGUGCCUUGCUGGCAGGUAUCUUCAGCUGGCUGUGCCAACAACUACCCACUGUGGGACAAGGAGGUCAGUCUGGAGCAAAGUGGGAUUCUGCUGCAGAGAGAUGCUGCACUACAGCACAUCCUGUAGCGGAGGGCUCACCCGCAUGUCCUGAGCGAGGAGUUCCAUCUCCCACACCCUGCCCUCACACCUCGAUCCGUGGCACUUUACUGUCCCCCCUCCUGCUGCUGCAUGGGCUGUUCUGACUCCGGCUCCGUUCGGAGUCCAAUUAAGUGAGGCUCCAUGAGGCACAUCCACGCAGAGACGUCCCGGCCCCCGGAGCAUGGCACGGACCCUAACCGGUCCCGGCCCAGUGGAGAGGCAUCCUUGGAGACUUCCUCUCAGCGGUGCACCCACCGUGGCAUCCUCAUGGGCUACAACGAGACAGAGAUCAAACGCCAGAAGGUUUACCAGGUCUCCAUCUUCUCCCAUCUCUCCAGCUCCUCAGAGAGCACGGAGCCACGAGCGGGCAGCCGGCUGGCAGUCAAAAGGGGUUACCCUGAGCAGAGAACUCCUGAGGGGGGCAGAGAUCCCAAACGAACUCACUGGAGUGGUGGUGGGGUGGAUGGCAAGCGUGAUGGGGGCCCUGGGCAGGCUUCCCUGGAUGAUGAUGAUACCUUUGAGGAUGGUCUGCUGGUGGAGGAGCUCUCCCUGUGUGGCUCUGCUCAGCACUUCUCCCACAGCGGGCUGCGGGUGGUGGAGCAUCGGUGUGAGAGCAGCCUGAGCCACAGCCCCAAGGCCAACAGGGAGAAGAAGUCACAGGAUGUCUCCUCCUCCUCCUGGCCCCAGCACAUUGCUUGCAGUACUUUGCACACGAGAGACGGUUGCCAUGUCUCAUCGGGGGAUCAGUCUACAGACUAUGGAGAAAAUGGGGAGCGAGCAAGUGGCCACAACUUGCUUCACUUUGAUUUGCACAAUAUUGCACAAACAGCCUGGUGGGAAUCUAGUGGAAAGACAGAAAAGCCAGGAAGCAGCCCAGCUCACAGCAGCAGGUCUAGUGGAGAAGAGGAAUGGCCAGUAGUGGCCAACGGGUGCAAGGAGCCCCCAGCUUCUCAGACAGUGCUCAGCCCUGAGCCCAGCAACCUGAGCUCCCCAGAGAAAACACCCUGCCAGCUCAGCAGCAGCAGCAGCAGCUGCACAGCCAAAAGGAAGCUGCUGCCUGCUGGUGAGGCUGUCACUGACUCCUGCUCUGAGGAUGAGAGCCUGUCCCCACCAGCAAGGAAGAAGAAGGUCCUGCCAUGCCACCCCGUGCCCACCUCCUGCCGCAGCACUGAUGCCAAAGGGGCUCCGUUCUGGAAUCACCUGCUUCCCACGGCCAAGAGCUCUGCAGAUCGCACUGCUGCUGGGAGGAGGCUGAAGAGUGGGCUGCGCCUCAAAUCGAGACAUCUCCGAAGCAGCCUCAGAAGAGGCACCAGGUCCUCUGCAGUGCCCUGGAACACCACUACUGUCAGCCAUGCUCUGCUGGGCAACUUUGAGGAGUCCAUCCUCAAAGGGCGUUUUGCACCAUCGGGGAGGAUCGAGGGGUUCACAGCAGAGAUUGGUGCCAGUGGCUCCUACUGUCCCCAGCAUGUCACCCUGCCUGUGGACGUCACCUACUUUGACAUCUCGGAACACAACGCGCCCUCUCCUUUCCUGGGAGUGAUUGAUUUGGAGGCCUUGGGAAAGAAGGGUUACAGUGUCCCCAAAGCUGGAACCAUCCAAGUGACCUUAUUUAACCCCAACAAGACUGUGGUGAAGAUGUUCUUGGUGACCUACGACUUCCAGGACAUGCCAGCCAACCACAUGACCUUCCUACGCCAUCGCAUCUUCCUGGUGCCCGUGGGGGGAGAAGAAGGGGCCACCAUGGCCCCCAGCAACCUGCUGGGGACCAGCCCACCCCGAAAGGUCCUCUGCUACCUGAUGCACCUGAGGUUUCACAGCUCCAAGUCUGGGAAGAUUUACCUUCACGGGGACAUCCGGCUGCUCUUCUCCCGCAAGUUCAUCGAGGUCGACUGGGGGAUCCCCUACGAACUGAAAUCCUUCACAGAGAUGCCAAGGAACCCCUGCUACUCAUCCUGGGCCUGACCUCCCGGGGACACUGUGGGAGCCUCCAGCCCAGCACUUUGGGGAUAAGAAAAGGGCCAGUGAGCAAACACUGCCUUUGAAGUAUUUUUCCCUCCCUGUUCUGAGCAGCACGGAUGCCGUGCCGGUGCCCCGCAGCAGAGCUGGGGUCACCAAGGGGAUUCAGCAGGAGGGGCAGGAGCUGGAGAGCAGCCCUGGUGCUCCAGGGACACGCCCGAGCUUCUGGCAGUGCUGCUUCCAGGUUGGAAACUUGGUGGGAGCCAGGGGAAGGGAGGGAAGAGUUUGGGUGGGGGGCUCCGGGUGGUCAUGCUGAUCCCGGGAUCGGGAGCAGAAAAGUGUGGAGUGUUUUGUAUUUAUUAGUAUUUAUUGUUGCUGGGAGCACAGAGGAGGCACGUGCAGAGGAUUGGAGGUGCUGUGCUGUUCUUCCUGGGGUUUGGGGUAAGGCUGAGGGGACAAUGAAGAGGGCAGAGGAUGCGAGCAUCUUGGGAUACAGAACAGAGGGUGACCCAGGGACAGCUCCUGGGUCAGGGAUGUGUUUAAAAGCCUGAGAGAGGCCAGCAGGUCCUGGGCACCAGCCUGGGGAGGCCUCAAGACAGAGUCCAAGGUGUCUGUGUCUGGCAGUGGCUGUUACCACAGCUCCUGGAGCAAAGAGUGGUGGCAGUCACAGACACAGACUGGGGACCUGGGGCAGUGGGAUGGGAAUGGAGGAUGGGGGCAGAGCCCCAAUUUAGUCCCUGGGAGGAGGGGAAGCAGCAGAUGUCACGGAACAGGACCGGGUGGAUUUUCAGGAGGGGGUGUGGGGGUGACCUGGAGCAAUGCCUGUCCCUGCGGCAGCCUCAGGUGCUGCGGGCUGAACCCAGCGUGGCUCAGAGAGGGAAAAAACCCAGUUUGCUGGAACCCUGCCUGCAUCCCCAGUGACCUGGGCUCUGGGUAACAGCGCAGCUGAGAGGGACGAGAAAGAAG
Calypte anna (Anna's hummingbird) is the source of this 3663-nucleotide messenger RNA. It is a transcript of the gene ATOSB, whose product is annotated as family with sequence similarity 214 member B. Lineage: Eukaryota; Metazoa; Chordata; Aves; Apodiformes; Trochilidae. The record is from RefSeq and is a predicted model, not a curated record. Bases 883 to 2703 code for a protein of 606 amino acids. The transcript is spliced from 12 exons.